This is a messenger RNA of Dissoconium aciculare CBS 342.82, 1294 nucleotides long. RefSeq lists its product as uncharacterized. NCBI's taxonomy places the organism in Eukaryota, Fungi, Ascomycota, Dothideomycetes, Mycosphaerellales, Dissoconiaceae. The transcript has a single exon. Bases 198 to 1094 code for a protein of 298 amino acids. The record is from RefSeq and is a predicted model, not a curated record.
CACCAUUUGAAGAAAGAAGACUCGGCAUACACACAAAUGUUCGAGAUGAUUGAUCCGACACAUUAACUUGAGCAGAACAAUCUCCUUGAAAUCAUCCUUUUUCUUCCCAACUCAGAACAUACCUCCAGCAUCACUCCCAUCAACCCUUCAAACCACAAGAGGCGACAACAACGACAACACCAACCAUCUUCCAAAGAAUGGAGCAGAACAAUAUGGCUUUUCUACCACCACCACAACAACCAACAGCAUCCUCACCACCGCUGCACCUCAGCAGCGCACCCAGCUCCCCCCUCUCAACCCUCAGCCGCUCUCCCUCCCCACCGCCUCUUCUCUCAUCUCCCCAACACCAUCCUCCAAAAUUCAAUCCUCCAGCAGCAAGAUCUCACGACCAUCUCCCCGACUGCCAAAUCUGGUGCACAUGUCCGCGAAUCGGCCCUCCAGGAUUUCCCACGAGGCCCCGAGGAAGUCCGACUCAAAACAAGGAUUCAAUAACUUCUUCUUCUUCUGCUUCUUCGCCGAUCCAUCUCCCCGAACGAGUCCUCGCGGGACUCUCUCAACGCGAUCCGAUUUCCUCAUUGAGGAAGGAGACGAAGACGAUGGCGAUGCUGACGGAGAAAAAGCAGAAGAAGGAUGGGAGGAGGGCGGAUCAGCAACAGCGGCCGUCGAUCGGAAAGCAGCAUGGAGAAGAUCUGCCUUUCUCCUUCUUCUGCUUCUUCUCUCGCUCAUCACACGUCUUCCCAUGGCCACAGAAAUCCGAAAUCGAGCAAAGCCAUCCUGGGAAUUUCGGGAUUCUCCUCCGAGUCGUUGAUGCCGUUGCUACUGCUAUUGCUGCUACAGCUGCAGAGGCUCCUGUCGAUGCCGCUACUUCUACCUCCACCCGCGACGACCGCGAAGAAGUCAAUGGUGACGAGACGAUGAAGAUCUCCCCCCACGACAGGAAUCGCUUCCAUCGGAAUCCGCCCCCGGCUGCUCCUCGACCUCCCAUUCCACCCAGCGACGACGACGGCGACAGGAGAAAGCGUAUGGGAAAAGCCCUGCUCGCUUACCAUCAAUCAUCGUCGUCGUCGUUGUCGUCCUCCAUCCUUCGAGACUAGUCCAUCAAUGAGAUGAGAGACCCCCUUGUUUUGGCCGCCGUACUUUUCGUCGCUCUCGGCUCUCGUCUCUCGGCUCUAUGGGGAGUAGCGCGGUUGGAGGAUUGCGGGAUGGGAUGGGAUGGGAGUGGAAUUGAGAAUCGAGAAUUGGAUUUUGUUGCUAUUAAUAUUAUUGUUAUCAUUGAGGAUGAAAUAUGAGGGAG